Messenger RNA from Suncus etruscus (white-toothed pygmy shrew), 2935 nucleotides. It is a transcript of the gene ASCC2, whose product is annotated as activating signal cointegrator 1 complex subunit 2. Gene Ontology annotation, molecular function: ubiquitin binding. Gene Ontology annotation, biological process: regulation of DNA-templated transcription. The record is from RefSeq and is a predicted model, not a curated record. The coding region runs from base 76 to 2316 and encodes 746 amino acids. NCBI's taxonomy places the organism in Eukaryota, Metazoa, Chordata, Mammalia, Eulipotyphla, Soricidae. The transcript has 20 exons.
GGCGAGCUGUCACCGUGGACCGAGGCGGCGGGACCGCGCCGGUAGCGUAGCCGCCGAGGAGGGUCACGCAGCACAAUGCCAGCUCUGCCCCUGGAUCAACUCCAGAUCACCCGAAAGGACCUGAAGACAGGAAAGCUGAGGACUUCACCAGCACUGCACCCCGAGCAGAAGGCAGACCGGUAUUUUGUGUUAUACAAACCGCCCCCUAAAGACAACAUUCCCGCCCUAGUGGAGGAGUACCUGGAACGCGCCACCUUCGUAGCCAAUGACCUCGACUGGCUCCUGGCCUUGCCUCACGAUAAAUUCUGGUGCCAGGUUAUCUUUGACGAGACGCUGCAGAAGUGCCUGGACUCUUACCUACACUAUGUUCCCCGAAAGUUCGAUGAAUGGGUGGCCCCAGCUCCUGAGGUUGUGGACAUGCAAAAGCGCCUCCAUCGGAGUGUUUUUCUCACCUUCCUCCGCAUGUCCACGCACAAAGAAUCCAAAGAUCAUUUCUUUUCGCCCUCUGCAUUUGGAGAAAUUCUCUAUAAUAACUUCCUGUUCGACAUCCCAAAGAUCCUGGACCUCUGUGUACUCUUUGGAAAAGGCAACUCACCACUCCUCCAGAAGAUGAUAGGAAACAUCUUUGUCCAACAGCCAAAUUACUACAACGACCUGGAUGAAACCCUGCCCACCAUCCUUCAGGUCUUCAGCAAUAUCCUCCAGCACUGUGGCUUGCAAGGGGAUGGGGCUAGUUCCACACCCCAGAAGCUUGAGGAGAGACGCCAGUUGACCCCCCACAACAUGCCUCUCUUGGAAUUAAAGGACGUUGUUCUCUACCUUUGUGAUACCUGCACUACACUAUGGGCCUUUCUGGAUAUCUUCCCAUUGGCCUGCCAGACAUUCCAGAAGCACGACUUCUGUUGCAGACUCGCUUCCUUUUAUGAACUAGCAGUUCCCGAGCUGGAGUCUGCGAUUAAGAAGAGGAGACUUGAAGAUCCCAAGCUGCUCAGUGAUCUGUGGCAGAGGCUCUCCCAUUCCAGGAAGAAGUUGUUGGAGAUUUUUCACAUCCUCAUGAGCCAGAUCUGCCUUCUCCCGAUUCUUGAAAGCAGCUGUGACACUAUUCAGAGUUUUAUCGAAGAGUUCCUGCAGAUCUUCUCCUCCUUGCUACAGGAGAAGAGGUUCCUCCGGGACUACGACGGGCUCUUCCCUGUGGCAGAUGACAUCAGCUUGCUCCAGCAGGCCUCCUCACUCUUAGACGAGACACGGGCAGCCUAUAUCCUGCAGGCAGUAGAGAGUGCGUGGGAAGGAGUGGACCGACGGAAAGCCACCGACGCUAAGGGACCCCCAGCAAUUGAGGAUCCUUGCAGGGCUGAUGAGAGCACGUCCUCGGCACAGGCAGGGACAUCAGUGGAAGAAGAGUGCCUGGGGGCCGCAGCUGCCCUGCCCCCCUCUGUGAGCGGUGUGGAGCUGGACUCACUUAUCUCGCAAGUGAAGGACCUGCUGCCCGACCUCGGAGAGGGCUUCAUCCUGGCCUGCCUGGAGCACUACUGCUAUGACACGGAGCAGGUGAUCAACAACAUCCUGGAGGAGCGGCUGGCCCCCGCCCUCAGCCAGCUGGACCGCAGCCUAGACAGACAGGUGAAGCCAGACCCCACGCCCCUGGUGACAUCUCGCCACAACGUCUUCCAGAAUGAUGAGUUCGAUGUGUUCAGCCGGGACUCGGUGGACCUAAGCCGGGUGCACAAGGGCAGAAGGAAGGAGGAGACAGCGCGGAACCUGGUGAAUGAUAAACGGGAGAUUUUGGCCCAGCGGCAGCGCUACGAGCAUUACAGUGUGGUGGUGGAGGAGGUGCCCAUUCAGCCAGGUGAGGCCCUGCCCUACCGGGGCGAUGACUACGAGGAUGAGUACGAUGACACGUACGAUGGCAACCAGGUGGGCGCCAACGAUGCUGACUCGGAUGAUGAGCUCAUCAGCCGCAGGCCCUUCACGAUCCCUCAGGUGCUGAGAACCAAAGUGCCCAGGGAAGGGCCAGAGGAAGAGGAGGAGGAAGAAGAAGAGGAGGCAGGGGACGAGACUUCCAAGCCUGACCAUUUUGUGCAGGACCCCGCCGUGCUGCGAGAGAAAGCAGAAGCUAGGCGCCUGGCCUUCCUGGCCAGGAAGGGGCACCGGCAUGACAACUCCACGGCAGUGGCUGGCAACUCUAGGGGCCAUGGGCAGAACCGGGAGACAACCCAGGAGCGCAGAAAGAAAGAAGCCAGCAAGGCAACACGUGCCAACCACAACCGGAGGACCAUGGCAGACCGAAAACGCAGCAAAGGCAUGAUCCCCUCGUGAGGCGGCAGGGCCAGAGCCUGGGCCCCCCACUCCAUGUCAGCACCACCCCUCGACCACCUCAGCUUUGCAGCCCCUGAGAAGGCCACCUUGUCGUCCACCAGCCAGCCGUGAGCGCCUUCCUGCAGAACACACAGUGCCUUAUUCCACGGCAGAGGGACCAGCGGGGCCGGCAAGUAGGCAAAAGGGACAGGGACAGAGCCCCAAGGCGAGCCACUCAAACCUUGAGCAGCGAGAGGCCACGUUCCUUUUUCUUUCCUCUGGAUGGCAGGAAACCUGUAAUAUUCAAAACCAAACAAACCAACCAGGCCUGCAAAUAAAGUUUUUACUCUUUUGAGCAAUGAUCCCUGAUCAUUGCACCCAGCCCGUUUCCUAUUCCCCAUACUGCAGUGAUAUCUUCUUCUGGAGAAGAGGCCCACAUAGUCACUGGGCUCUCCGCUCCCUGCAGACUCAGCCUCUCAUGGUAGCCCCUUGGUGUGGGACCCUGAGCAGAUCACCUCCUUUGCUGGGCCUCUGGUUUUGCUUGUGGAAAGAUGGGCUGAAGGGGCUUGACACCCUGCACGCCUGUCCCAUUACUCAGCUCUCAUGUCUACCAUCCAAGGGGUCAGUGCCCAGUAGCCCU